This is a messenger RNA of Orbicella faveolata, 1078 nucleotides long. Its product is annotated as DNA replication complex GINS protein PSF2-like. Gene Ontology annotation, cellular component: GINS complex; nucleus. The record is from RefSeq and is a predicted model, not a curated record. Lineage: Eukaryota; Metazoa; Cnidaria; Anthozoa; Scleractinia; Merulinidae. Gene Ontology annotation, biological process: DNA replication; double-strand break repair via break-induced replication.
UGAGGGGAUUGUUUCUGUUGUUUGUUCUACUGUACCCUCAAAGGGUAUCAAACCAUCCAUGUGAGACCUUACCCUUUGGUCCAGUCUGAACCCGGGCAUUCAAUAUCGGGAGGCCUAGUAACAAGUAUCCUUUGAGCGGGAAAACAUGGCCGCGAAGCGGUAAAGAAGAGUGUCAACACGAUCUUAGCGGCUCUGCAUCGUGCUUGGUGACUUUCUCUAUAUCGAAAUACUCGUAUAUUUCAUCUGCUUCUGAUAUGGAUCCUUCAGAAGUGGAAUUUCUGGCCGAAAAGGAGAAGAUAUCUAUCCUAACGAACUUCUCAGAGAACAAGUUAUAUUUGAUAGGGGGGGACACAGGGCCACUGAAUGCAUCAUUGCCCACAGAGGUGCCUCUGUGGGUCGCAAUAUUUCUGAAACAGCGAAGGAAGUGCAGAAUCCAGCCUCCUGACUGGAUGGAUGUCGAAAAGUUGCAGGAACUUAAAGAAAAAGAGAAAGAUGCAGAGUACUUUACUAAAAUGCCAUCUAAACACUACAUGGAAAUUGCUUCUCUUCUUCUAAGCAGUGCUGCUGAUGACAUUCCACAUGCAGAUGAAGUGCGUACACUGAUUAAAGAUAUCUGGGACUUGAGGAUUGCUAAACUAAGAAAGUCUAUUGACAUCAUGGUCAGCCAACAGGAGGUUUACGCUAGGCUGGAUGACUUGUCUUUGAUGGAAAUUAACAUGAUACGCCCAUUCCUCACACAAGCACUUGAUCACAUGCACAACUUGAGGUGUCACGUUGUAGAGAAUCCAAGUAAUACGUGAAUAACAAGUCGUGAAUUGUGAAAGCUUGCAGCUGCUGGCACCUUAAUGGAGUACAACUGUUCACGUCACUAAUAAAUUUCAGUGACACUAGAACUUAAAAGCAAGAGACACUGUAACUACUUCUAGUAUCUUGUAAAGUAGUUUAAGGGUAUUAUUUUCUAAGUAAAUUUUUGCUACAUUAACAAGCAAGCAGAACAGUCUCUUAGUUUAUCAUUAACUUGGAUUUGAUAAGAUAAAUUCAAUGCAUCUGUGUUAGAGUAGAGCCUAAAACCUCCGUA